CAUGGCUCACAGCACAUGGUUGGAGAAGGCCAAGGAAGAAAAAGUCCAGCCAGGCAGCAAGACACGGUCGCACCUGGUGCGCCUCUCUCUGGAGCCUGGCUUCCCCAGCAGCCGGGUGGCCCAGGCAUACCUCGAGCCCACCGUGGACGAGUCACGCGAGACCUUUUCCUGGGGCACUCCAGACCUGGAUGCCUUGCGGACGUAUGCAAACCAGAAACUUGGCUGGAGCCGGGAAAAGCUGGACGACCUUUUGCUGCCAGUGCUGAAGCGUAUGGGCGCAAAGCAAAAACAGACUCGUAUGGAGCAAUAUCUGGAGGCAUGCCAGGCACCACCUAAACCCAAGCUGUUCCCAAGCAAGCGGCUUACUAAGGCCGUGGGCAAGCUGGCACCAUCUAAAAGGGUGAAGAUUCAGGAGCCACAGCUUUCUGAAGACAGCGACUCAAGCUAGCAGCACAAAUGCACUCUUCUUGGACAGUGAAACAUCACAUUGAGCAAAGGGCAUCAUUGAACGUGCCUCCUGCAUUAAAACGGAAAGAACAGCUGACAUUGUCCGCCACGGUGGAUCAGUGGUUGUGGUGCUCGGCUGCUGACCCAAAGGUCGCGGGUUCGAUUCCUGCAGUGGCGGUUGCAUUUUGGUGGAGGUGAAAUGGUACAGGUCCAUGUACUGUGCGAUGUCAGUGCACGUUAAAGAACACCAGAUGGUCGAAAUUUCCGGAGCCCUCCACUAUGGCGUCCCUCAUAAUCAUAUCAUGGGU
This is a messenger RNA of Rhipicephalus sanguineus (brown dog tick), 755 nucleotides long. Its product is annotated as DNA excision repair protein ERCC-5. NCBI's taxonomy places the organism in Eukaryota, Metazoa, Arthropoda, Arachnida, Ixodida, Ixodidae. Gene Ontology annotation, cellular component: nucleus. The record is from RefSeq and is a predicted model, not a curated record. The transcript is spliced from 3 exons. Bases 2 to 448 code for a protein of 148 amino acids. Gene Ontology annotation, molecular function: single-stranded DNA binding; DNA endonuclease activity. Gene Ontology annotation, biological process: nucleotide-excision repair.